This is a messenger RNA of Synchiropus splendidus (mandarinfish), 1810 nucleotides long. RefSeq names its product V-type proton ATPase subunit C 1-A-like. The transcript is spliced from 13 exons. Gene Ontology annotation, biological process: proton transmembrane transport. Gene Ontology annotation, molecular function: proton-transporting ATPase activity, rotational mechanism. The record is from RefSeq and is a predicted model, not a curated record. The coding region runs from base 218 to 1369 and encodes 383 amino acids. NCBI's taxonomy places the organism in Eukaryota, Metazoa, Chordata, Actinopteri, Syngnathiformes, Callionymidae. Gene Ontology annotation, cellular component: vacuolar proton-transporting V-type ATPase, V1 domain; lysosomal membrane.
CUGUCCACCAGCUAUAGUCGCCCUUUCGAUGUCAGUGCGUGCGGGCUUUUCCGCUUCCUCAUGCAGGUCAGCUGACUGAGGCAUCUGUCAGACCUCAGCAACUGCAUUGAAUGACAACAAUGGCACAUUUUUAACCGUAGAAGUGCAUCAGACGGAUACAAAUUCGCCUAUAGCUGCCCCACAUUCACAUACAGCUUUGUUCUUCAGCACUGUGACCAUGACAGAGUUCUGGUUGAUCUCUGCUCCGGGAGAGAAGACUUGCCAGCAAACAUGGGACACAAUGAUGGCAGCGACCACACGCAGCAACAACCUUUCCACCAAUCACAAGUUCAGCAUGCCAGAGCUCAAGGUGGGAACUCUGGACGUCUUAGUUGGCCUUUCAGAUGAACUGGCCAAGUUGGACUCCUUUGUUGAAAGUGUGGUGAAGAAAGUGGCUCAGUACAUGGCUGAUGUGCUGGAGGACAGCCGGGACAAAGUCCAGGAGAAUCUCUUGGCCAAUGGAGUUGAUCUUGUAACUUACAUCACAAGGUUCCAAUGGGACAUGGCCAAAUACCCCAUCAAGCAGUCGCUGAAAAACAUCUCUGAAAUCAUCUCAAAGCAAGUAUCCCAGAUUGACAAUGAUUUGAAAACUAGGGCGUCCGCUUACAACAAUCUAAAGGGAAAUCUGCAAAACUUGGAAAGGAAGAAUGCGGGCAGCCUGCUGACAAGGAGUUUGGCCGACAUUGUGAAGAAGGAUGACUUUGUGCUUGACUCUGAGUAUCUUAUUACCCUGCUGGUUGUUGUACCAAAAACAUCGUACACCGACUGGCAGAAAGUGUAUGAGACACUUGCUGAGAUGGUGGUUCCUCGAUCCUCAAAUUUGUUAUUUGAAGACAAUGACAGCGGAUUAUUCAGUGUCACGUUGUUCAGAAAGGCGGUGGAUGACUUCAAGCACAAAGCAAGAGAAAACAAGUUUACAGUGAGAGACUUCCAGUACAAUGAAGAUGAGAUGAAGGCGGACAAGGAAGAAAUGACACGUCUGUCUACCGAUAAGAAGAAGCAAUAUGGCCCGCUGGUUCGCUGGCUGAAAGUGAACUUCAGUGAAGCUUUCAUCGCAUGGAUCCACAUCAAGGCUCUGCGGGUAUUUGUGGAGUCCGUUUUAAGAUAUGGAUUACCAGUGAAUUUCCAGGCGAUGCUACUGCAGCCUAACAAGAAGACUAUGAAGAGGCUGCGCGAGGUUCUAAAUGAUCUGUACAAACAUCUUGACAGCGGCGCUGCAGCAAUCAUUGAUUCGACGAUGGACAUCCCAGGCCUGAACCUGAGCCAGCAAGAGUAUUACCCCUAUGUCUACUACAAGAUUGACUGCAACUUAUUGGAUUUCAAGUCAUAAUUCCAAAUUUUACAUCUGUAUGUCUCUAUCAAAAGGUGUUUACACCUUCAUCCUCACCCCCAACUCCACUUCCAAAGUCACUGCCCCAGCUUCUUCACAGUUGCAUGCUGACUUUUGUCAAUUAAAAAAGUCUCAUUCACAGGCUCUUAAUUGUACAAAUGAACAAGGAAAAGGGACAUUUUAAAUUUUGUUUUGUUCGCUGCCUAUUUUUCUUAAGAAUCUGAAAAUUAUUUCAGUGAAAACAAAGUGUGCAUUUAUUACUUCUCAUUCCACAUCUGUGCUGCCUGAUGCAUAUUUAUGUUUUCACAUGGUCAAGUUACAUGCUUGUAUCACUGGAAACAAAUAUGUGUGUCGUGAUGUGUUUACUGUCUGACGGCUUCUUUAUUUGAAUAUUAUGUUGAAUCAGACGUGGUAAAUGAAUAAAUAUUGUGUGUUCACAUA